CUUUUUGCAAAUUGCCUUUUUUGCGAUGCCUUUUUGUGUGUUGCCCUUUUGCGUUAUGCCUCUUUGCGUACUGCCUUUUUGCGUUAUGCCUUUUUGCGUGUUGGCUCUUUGCGUGUUGCCUUUUUGCGUUAUGCCUUUUUGCGUGUUGUCUCUUUGCGUUAUGCCUUGUUGCGUGUUGGCUCUUUGCGUGAUGCCUCUUUGCGUGUUGCCUUUUUGCGUGUUGCCUCUUUGCGUGAUGCCUCUUUGCGUGUUGCCUUUUAGCGUGAUGCUUUUUUCUGCGUGAUACCUAAUAUGAUAGUGGCUUUUUUAGUAUUUCUUCCUUUUACAGUGCUCUUUUUUUUUACCAACUUUGACUCGGUAUAUUUCAGAUUUGACUUAACUCUUUUCACUUUUAGGUUAUUGGAUUUUGUCAUAGAUAUACCCUCAUACUUUUGCAAAAGGACUAAAAGGAUAAACGAAACAGUUAAUACUAAAGAAGAGUCGGUCAAUUUCGUUGUAAGACUCCAUGAAACUGACGAGUUUCGUAACGAACAAUGGCAAACAUUCGACGAACUUUGUCAUCCUUGUGCAAUCGAUUACGACUUCAUUGGUGGAUUUGAAAAUCUCGAAAAAGAAGUUCGUCAUAUUUUGGAAAUUUCUGGCUUGAAACAAGCGGCGAACAUAACAGAGAUUAAAACUUCAAAGACUUCUUCAAAGAUUCCUUUUUUCUACUCACAACUCUCCAAGCAGCUACUAAAUAGGCUUAAAAGAAUAUUUCGUGGGGAUUCUGAAAUGUUCGAAUAUGAUAUUCCUGUGUCUAUCUUCAGUGGUAAUUCUACGGUCCGUAGAGUUUCACUCCGAGAUCAAUGAUGUCUAAAACGUGCACAAACUGUGAAGCGAGAGGCGCCGUAGUUCAGUUGGUUAGAGCGCCUGUCUAGUAAACAGGCGGUCAUGGGUUCGAAUCCCAUCGGUGCCUUAUAUAGACACUGUUUUUUUACCUUAUUUUUUUCAUCUCGUAUAUUGAGAAACGUGGAACGAAAAAACUUCAGAUGUAAUGUGAACAUAUUUUUGAAAGGCAGAUUAUGUAUUUGCCAUCUUUUCAUCAUUCAAAAUAAGCGUCGAGGAAACUUCGUGCAAAGAGAGACCAACCUUGCUCAAGGACGGGAAGAAGACAGACCCUGGUGUCGACUGACACAGGCCCUAGUUGUUCAAAAGUUAGAUACCUACGCCCAGUGGAUUCCCUAAAUAAUUAUCCGCUGUAUUGUGAUUUAUCCGGAGGAUAGCGCCAUCUAACGUUUUAACAACCACUGGGGCCAGUCCAAUAACUCUGUAGAGCGUUUUCACAUGACGUCGCGGUGGCCAAUUUGGUGUUCCAAACAAGUCCUAUGGGAGUUGAACUCUUUCCUUAUGUAAAUCCUUUAUUUUGUUCCAAUAAGUUUGCUUAGAUCCUGGUCACGUGAGUGAAAACGCUCCAUUGGACAUUCUCAGAUUUCAUGAGAGACUGGGUCGGCCGUUGCUAUUGUCUACCUUGACAUCAUGGGAUUCUUUUGAGGCGGACUGAAGCUUCCUUAUUUGGUUAUUACGAGGCUACGAAGAAAGUCUAGGUCAAAUUCUUCCCCAAAAAAUUAACAUUGCAAUUCAACUUGACAGGAAGGGGAUAAAAGGACGAGAAGAUAGCGAGAGAAGAUGGGGAAGGCGCGAUUAUUCGAGGAAGGCGAUUACUCUGAAUAUUUCCGUCAAAGGGGGGCGAUUAAUCGAGGGACGGCUAAUUAUUCCAGGAAAUACUGUAACCAGAGACAUCUAUUUAUCAUGGACUUAAGUUCACUUGGCAACCUCGACCCCAAGCUCUUCUCGUUUUCCAAUAUGGCGGUGGAAUAUUGAAAAACUAGACGACCGUGGGGACGAGGUUGAUUUACUUGGUUCUGUAGGCGCCAAACAGUCAAUCCAUUUACCUCUUCUUUUUUUAUAUUGCUAACUGUUGAUACGCUGCAAUAACUAAAGUAGCUUAUGUAUUAAUUUAUCUAUCUAUUUACAGACUUCAGCACACCAGCAACCAAACAGGUCCGUUGUGUUUUAAUUCAACUACUUAAUUCUUACUCACCUACUAAACCAUAUAUUUAGGUCGCAACAGAAUUCGGCCAAACUUGGGCCGAUUGAUUGCGAAUCUCAAACUUCUCUCACAGUAGGAAGAUCUUAAAUUCCGGUUGACGCAGUCAACAAAACCGGGCAGCAAAAGGCCAGUCUUUUUAUUCGUUUGUUGUUAUUAAAAUGAUCUUCAAAUGCUCAGUAUGUAACUGAGACCACCGAUACCCCAAGCUGACCAAGCUCAGGAGUGAUCGUUGUUGCGUAUUAGAAAUAUUAUAAAGGUUUGUAUGGAUAUUUUAGCGAUCGUUAAUAGGUAACCUGUGUACAGCCGACCAUCGUUAAUAGGUAACCUGUGUAAAGCCGCCCAUUGUUAAUAGGUAACCUGUGUAAAGCCGGCCAUCGUUAAUAUGUAACCUGUGUACAGCCGCCCAUCAUUAAUAGGUAGCCUGUGUAAAGCCGCCCGUCGUUAACAGGUAACCUGUGUAAAGUCGCCCAUGUUCUCAAACCGAAUCGGGGACCGAAGAGAGUCUCUCUUCCCGAUUUUGUUUCAGUGGAGUCGGGCGGCUGUACACAUAUUCAGGGAACGGUCAAAUAAUUAAUUCAACAGCACGCAGAAGGCGAAAAAACAAGACACAAGACUCAGUUAACAUUUCGUUUAAGCUUUCAUUGAAACAUUUACAGUCAAAUUUUUUUAAAGAAAAUGUUUAUCUGUAUUUCGUCUGUAAAGCCGACAAAUUGAUACUCAUAUUUCAGUAUCAAAACACAAACAGAGGGUGGUCUGCCUAUGAUUUUAGUUUCGCUCUCUUUAUAAUUCUCCAGGUUAUAGAAUGAACAACUUCCCACAGAACUAAACUCGCUAAAACUUCCAUUUUACUCACCUCACGAGGUGAGUAAGAUGGAAGGUCUCGUUCGAAUACCAUUUCGGUUUGCUUGCAGUAUGUACUAA
This is a messenger RNA of Porites lobata, 3010 nucleotides long. Lineage: Eukaryota; Metazoa; Cnidaria; Anthozoa; Scleractinia; Poritidae. The record is from the annotation of a GenBank genome assembly.